AUGUCCAUGGGCCUGGAGAUCGCGGGCACCUCGCUGGCCGUGCUGGGCUGGCUGUGCACCAUCGUGUGCUGCGCGCUGCCCAUGUGGCGCGUGACGGCCUUCAUCGGCAGCAGCAUCAUCACGGCGCAGAUCACCUGGGAGGGCCUGUGGAUGAACUGCGUGGUGCAGAGCACCGGCCAGAUGCAGUGCAAGGUGUACGACUCGCUGCUGGCGCUGCCGCAGGACCUGCAGGCGGCCCGCGCCCUCAUCGUCAUCGCCAUCCUACUGGCCGUCUUCGGGCUCCUCGUGGCGCUCGUGGGCGCCCAGUGCACCAACUGCGUGCAGGACGACACGGCCAAGGCCAAGAUCACCAUCGUGGCGGGCGUUCUCUUCCUGCUGGCCGCCCUGCUGACACUUGUGCCGGUGUCCUGGUCGGCCAACACCAUCAUCCGGGACUUCUACAACCCGUUGGUGCCGGAGGCUCAGAAGCGCGAGAUGGGCUCCGCCCUGUACGUGGGCUGGGCGGCGUCGGCGCUGCAGCUGCUGGGGGGCGCGCUGCUCUGUUGCUCCUGCCCGCCGCGCGACAAUUACGCGCGGACCAAGAUCGUCUACUCGGCGCCGCGCUCCACCGGGCCGGUCACGGGCACCGGCACGGCCUACGACCGCAAGGACUACGUCUGA
Molecule: messenger RNA, 660 nt
Organism: Budorcas taxicolor (takin)
Lineage: Eukaryota; Metazoa; Chordata; Mammalia; Artiodactyla; Bovidae
Gene: CLDN3
Product: claudin 3
Exons: 1
Coding region: 1-660 (219 amino acids)
Biological process (GO): bicellular tight junction assembly; cell adhesion
Cellular component (GO): bicellular tight junction; plasma membrane
Molecular function (GO): structural molecule activity
Source: RefSeq, a predicted model, not a curated record